AAACCGUUGCAAUACCCUCUAAACACUAACCUAUUUUUCUCCCUACGCUCUAGCCACUCACCUGCUUGCCCGCUACCAUACCUGCAUCAUUUGACUCUUGUCAUUGCAUUGUCUCGCCCUGCUUAUACACCCUUACUUCGCGCUCACUUCAAUGUCUUUCUACACUAUGGUCAGCGCAACGGAAGGCCCUCGCCACCGGAUGGGAGCCUGUUAAGAAACACGCUGGUGGUUUCUGCGAGCUUCAAGUCGUUGAUUACUUACCUACCUACCCAGGUAACCAAUAUACUGGGUUUUUAACUACCGAAUCCCAAUAUGUUGGGCAAACUCUUUAACCUAACUUCGGGAUCCACUGGGGGACCAACUUCUCAAGACGGUAUCUUCCCAACCAAACCUUCUCCAGAAUCAGUACAGGAAGAGAUUCAUACACGCAGUCUCUUGUUCCCGGAUACGCAAGCUCUUUAUUAUCGGCAGGACCAGGUGUUCCCAUUGCCGUCAGCGCCUGGCGUUCAGUCCGGGCCUUCUGCAAAUCCCUUCGACUACGAUGGCGAUAUUGAUAUCGAUGUUCGCGAUGUUCGUGUUAUUAUUAUGCAGGAUACCCUAGGUUCCAUCAGCCCAUCCUUAUUAUUCGACAGCCAUUGUGUCCCUUCGUCUAGUUCGUCCAGUGAUCGACCACCACCGCCGCCGCCGCCAAGUGCGGCGUCAUCCUCGCAAUCUCUCAUCCAGGACCCUCGACGAGCCCCCACAUCGCAACGUAAAGGUAGUUUAGGCCAGACCUCAAGGCCACUAGUAAUUCAACCAAGCAGUCCCCAGCACCGGCAAGGCGCAUUUGACCGACGAGGAUCUAUUCAGUCCCGCACUUACAAUGCUGCGGAAACCGAGUCCCAAAAGGCAGCCAGGGAAUAUCGGGAAGAGCUCGCUAGUUUCUCGAGUUGUAUUUUCGCCAACUCCGAAGUCAUGUCCUAUAAAGGGACAUCCACCAAGGUACACGUGAUCCCAAGCGAGUCACGGCCGCCUGUUGUCUCUAGCUCGUAUGUUGGAGACGGCCGUGGUUCUAUGGGGAGGUCGAGUAUGCGGUCUAGCAGGUUGGCACAAUCAUUUACAUCGGAUUCUGCCAACACGCAGUUUCAGUCAUUUUCCACUCCUCCCCGGCCACUGGAGCGCAACAAGAUCCUAGUGACACGUCUUUUCCCAGUAAAUCUUCCUACUGAUGACCUCAGUUCGCCUACCGAUGAUAAUGGAGGGUUUCCCUUUCCCUAUUCCCCGGACGAAUCAAAAUCAAACAAGAAGCCUUCUAAACCUGUGCAGAAGAGGACGCCAAUGUAUGCCGUUGCCCUGGUGCUUCAGCUUCCAUCGAACUCGGCAAAUGCAACGACAAUGACUACACCGAAGUCUAUGUUUCGAGGCCCUGGAUCAUAUAAUGAGCAGGAUCCCUUUUCCUCUUCUUUCGGGUCUACUCGUCGAUCUGGUUGGACGAUGGUUGGUUCUGGCUUCGGCUCAGAGUCGUUCGAUUCGAUAUAUAGCAACGAUGUCGAGGAUCGAAUGGAUGCGAUUACCCAGCACUGGGACAUCAUCAUGAGAACCCUCACUCAUCUUCAGUCAGUCGUGGCUACCACGUUGAGCCCGAUGCUGAAGCAAGCGGACAUGUCGGCUCCGGACCCAUAUCCCUCCAGCAUCUCAGCUCACAUAGCCCGGAAUUCAUCAGCCAUUGGCCGGAGAGGUUCAGAUGGCUCCCAAAUGAAACCUCUUAAGACGAACGCGAAAUUGGUGGUGCUACCACCGAGUUGUCUGGCACAAGAUCAACGCAUAGGUCAAGAGAUUGAUAUAGCGAAAAAACGAAUCGUGUCCGGCCUCCGAGCUUCGAGGGUAGUUACUGGUCAAGGCCGCUGGGGACCAUGGAGGGAGGAAGCAAGAUGGGUUGCGAAGUGGGCAGGAACUAAAGAGCAAGGAUUCUUCUUUUUUAAUCUACUGACAGCAUUUCUUGCGACUCACACAGAAUGGCUUCAGGCAUUAGGUCCGGUCUGGUACCGUAGACGACGAUACCAACAGCAGAAGGCCAAGAGCGAAGAGGACACCUCUUUACCGUCUCGUACCAUCAUAGUCGCGAAAAAUAAGAUGGCUGCGCGGAGGCUGAUCUUCUUACUAUCGGCUUUUCUACCCGCAAACCAGCAGUUACCGACCGUCCGCGCUCAACGCCCAGCAACUUCCGCGUCAGUCGCUGCCUUCGGUCACUCCCCGCCGUCUUACGUAGUGCCGAUCAACAAGGAGGAAUCUCUGCGCCGAAAGAUCAAUCGCCGGCAAGGACCUAGAGGAGCGUCCCACACACGAAGUUUCAGUAUUCAGUCCCAGGCCACGACGAGAUCGGCGACUGGUAUUCCCGCACAACUGGCACAUCUUAGCAUGGAGUCAUCUAAUGUAGAACGUCGAUCGUCUGAUUUGAUCAAGCCCUCGAAUCUACCCAUGGCUGGAAGCGAUCUCAAUACCCGAAAAAGCAGCGCCGCUACAGCUAACACGGUUCUUCCCGAUUCAGCUGUCCCACAUUUCUCCACGGUUCAUCGAAAUGGCACAAGUCGCAGUGCUCGGCCUGGUAGUUGUAGUAGUGUUGCCGCAGACGAUUUGAAACGGUCUCUCCAAAGAGGUGACAGUCUUGGCCACUUUAGUAGUGCGAGUACCGACUCACGCCAAAGCUCACGAUGGGGUAGUGUGAUUAGUGGCCUAUGGAGUGCAAGACGGCGAGACUCAACUGCGACGACACAGACAUUCGAUAACCCCAAUCACCGUGAUGAUGUGCCUACUUCGCCAACGAAGUCGAUAGCCGGUGGAAAGGAUAAGCUCACAGAUAUGGUCAGUGAAAUUCAGCACCUGGACACACCGACAAGUCAGCAAGUCGCUGGCGGCAAUCCCCCUCCUCAACAAUCAGAGACGCCGCGAAGGUUAGAAGGCAGGCAGUUUGAGUCUCAAUCAAGAAUCCCGGACCCAUUAGGCGCAUACGAGUCCCCCGUGAAGACGUCCAUCAACAACGAUGAUGGAGUAAUUGAUGUAGACGUUCAGUUUCCGGACUACCUCACCUCUUUUGAAACUGCCGUUAGUUCGCCAUCUAGCAGCGGAUAUCUCUCGACCCCUGGCUUAGGCAGUGGGCUUGAUGGAUUCGAGCAAUUUUCCAGGUUGGCUAUCGAUGGGGAUGUCCCUUUUAAUGUCGCGGGAUGGUUGAAACAUUACCACCCUGAUUUUACCAUACAGGCGAUCCCACCACAGAAAGGGCUUCUAGAUGAGGUUCGCCAGUCUCUCGCUGCCGAACCUACCCCUAUGGUUAAUCCUAGCUCGAUACCAGAAGAAUGGCCCGCGGAACACUGGGUUGAUGUUAGUACCGCCAUUGUCGCCGAUACAACAAAUUUUACCAUUAAACGUCUUCGAUAUUGUCGACUGGUGAAGCCUAAGAUGCCGCUUGACCGAAACGGCACUAACCAUCUCUCACCGCACGGCGCAUAUAUGACACCGGCCCUCUCCCCCUAUGAGCAACCGAUCAAGGACAAAAUUGAGGAAGAGGAUUUAUUCACAUUCGACGAAGCUCUUAUUGACGCUGUAGAGAGAGUCAUUUCUCAUAGUAGUGAUGCGAGCAAAGGAAGUUCCACGACGUCUUCUCGAUCCGCCAGUAAACAGAGAAGAAGAAGGGACAGUGAGGUUUCCGAGAUGACAGAACAAGAAACACCGACGAAUAGAAUCGACUUUCACGAAGUACCUCGGGCAGAGUGUAAGAUGGUAGUCCUCUCUGCGUUAUCAGGCAUUGUGCAAGAGGUUGUCGAUCAACGCGAGAGAGAACACCAAAGCACUCAACCAAAAGUUCCCCAUGAAAUUACCCGCGAAAAAGAAAGCGCGUUGCGAGCAGCUGUUAGGACAUGGCUCGACGUGGUGGAACUCAGUGACGUUUAGCCUUCAACGUCUCCAACCGAAGGCCUUUCCAGAAGAUAUUCUUCUAUUUUCCGUGAUCCGGAAGAAACAUUUUAACGACUUGACGACACUAAUGACCUGUUUUUUAUUUAUUUAAUUG
This is a messenger RNA of Hypoxylon fragiforme, 4045 nucleotides long. Its product is annotated as folliculin-interacting protein N-terminus-domain-containing protein. The coding region runs from base 313 to 3927 and encodes 1204 amino acids. The record is from RefSeq and is a predicted model, not a curated record. NCBI's taxonomy places the organism in Eukaryota, Fungi, Ascomycota, Sordariomycetes, Xylariales, Hypoxylaceae. Gene Ontology annotation, cellular component: cytoplasm. Gene Ontology annotation, molecular function: protein-folding chaperone binding; ATPase inhibitor activity. The transcript has a single exon.